AAUGAUGUAAGCGAUUCUAGUAUUUAUGUCUCAGUAAUAUCGUAAGCGGCUGCUGUCAAAUAGAAAUGGCCGCUGCUAUGGGGCCUGGGGGAGGCACUGGCGGGGAGAUUCGGGAGGGUUUCCUCUGUCCAAUGUGCAUGAAAGAUCUGGGUACAGUCUCACAGCUGCAGUCACAUUUCGAGGAGGCACACAGCAAUGAGGACAAGGCCACACUUAACCAGCUAAGAGGUCUGUUUGACCGAGCCAAAAAGAAAAUUUUAGGAGAGAAAGAGAGAGAAGCUAGCUUUGAUAAUUCUCAACAAGGAAGCAGUACAAUAGUUACUAAGUCCACAAGUCUGUUUGAUGUGGACUACUGGCAGCCACAGGAUGUAGGUGUAACUCGUAGCUGGACAGACACAUUUCGGGGAGUGCGAGAUGCAAGAGUUGACAAGUAUGUGGUGGAGACUAACAAGCUUCUUAUACGUCUUGACAAGCUGAUAAGCCCAGAUGCACCUACAGAUGCUGGCAAACGCAAAGCGUUUGAGAAGUCAGUGGUGAUGUGGACGCCAGACAGCGAGGUGAAGUCAUGUAGAUUCUGUGGGCGUACAUUUGGCAUGACACGCAGACGUCACCAUUGUCGACUGUGCGGGGGUAUCAUGUGUGACAGGUGCUCACAGUUCCUCACACACGCAUAUGCAAAGAAGCUGACAAACCCAGCAUUCAGCUUUGAUGGGGGUCGGGAUCAAGGUUUCCUGAAGCGGGCGGGGAGUAAUUCCAGCCUUAACUCCUUGUUCAGCACGGAAGGGGACCCGCACAUACGGUCAUGCGAGGAAUGUCGUAAACUCCUGGAGAGACGUGAUCAACUCAUGGAGCAGAGAAACACUAAAACAAGCAUAGUCAUACUAUAUGAGAAAAUGAAAUCUUUGAUAGAAGAUUGUGAAAUGCAGCUGGAAUCCUACCUUCCUAUGGUAGAAUCCUUAAGUGCAGGAGAGUCGAGCUACAGACUGUAUGAUGCCACAAGAAAAAGAGGGGAGCUAGUCAAGAAAUACGAGUUCAUUGACCAAAUCAGUAAGAGAAUCCUAACACUGAAUGUAAACAAUGAAGAAGAGAUGAGCCCCAAGCAGGCACUGUUACAGAAGUCCAUACGCACUUAUGCCUCCAACUUUAUGCAGGAGAACAUGAUGGGUCUCCAGGCGUUACCCUCGGAGGAGCAGUAUGCUGCCCUGCAAAAAAAGCGCACCGUUGAGGUGCAGAAACAGAUCGCGUUGGACCGACAGGCUGUGUUACACGCGCAGGAAAUAGAGAGACAAAAACUGGGUAAAGAUAAGGGGACGCCUAGUAGAGAGGAUGACAGAAGAGAUAGAUCGGGGUCAAAAAGUCACACACGGAGUAGCAGCUAUGGUUGGAAACCCUCGGACCAUGCAGUGCGGGAAUCCAAUGACGACCCCAUGUUACAACAGAUGGAGAUUAUACGAGGCUACAUCAGGGAAGCCAAGAAGGCAAAUAAGUUGGACGAGGUGAAAAUGUUGGAAGAAAACCUACAGGAACUCAAACUCGCAUUUACUAGUCAACAGAAAGAAACCUGGUCUUCCUCCUAGUCCUUAUUACUUUACCAUGUUUACUUAUAACAUAAAUCGCUACAUGACAUUGUAAUACUACAAUGGGCAUGAACAGGGGGAAGCCCAGCAGCCUACUAUGAUCUUCAUUGUUUACAGGCACAAGAACCACAAGGAUGCUAAACAGACAAACAAACAAGAAACAGACUAGACAACUUACAUAAUUUACAUAAUUGAAAUAAAAAAUAAAAAAAUUGUUUAUUAUUAAAUGUUGGAGCAUCUAAAGCAGUCGGUGAAAACAACUGAUUUCAAAUGAUAAGUUAUUUAUAGACUUAAGUCAUUAAAUAUUCACUGAAUGGCAACCACUUGUCACUUAACGUUUCAAUUUUCAUAGCUUAAUCAAUAGAAAUGAAUUUGAUAUUUAAUGAAAUUGUGAUCAUGCUUUCGUUUAUGCAUUUUAUGUCUUAAUAAUUCAAAUCAUAUUGCUUGCACUACUGGAGGGCACUUCAGAUAUUUAGAAAUAGAAAAACAGGUCAGUGUUGUUCUUUGUUUACUGUUUUUUACUUACAGCUUUUAUACUCUUCCUAAAUAUGUUGGCAUGGUGCUUUCAAUGUAUUGUUUAAAUAUAUAUCUAAUGAAAUAGAUGUUUAGUAGAAUGUCCCAUCUUGCUUGAGAAUUUCUAUUUUGGUAAAGAUAGUACAAGAUUAACAAUGUUAAUAAAAAUUGAGAAACCAAUGCUGCACGGCAGAACAUGUUUGCUCGCUGAUAUCUAUGGUUAUUUUUCGUGUAAACGAUAAAGUAAGGUUAAACGAUCUAAUAAUUCACCAGGAAUAGCUGUACAAUCAUGAAUUUCAUGUCUUAAAAACGAUGAAGUUGGCUAUUUAAAUACAACUUUGCAUUAGCUUUAAAUCACAACUGUCACAUAUUUGCAUACUAGACAGUACGUGAAUUCAUCAUUUCAAAGAGCAUAUAGCCUUUACAGAAUUUUAUCGAAUUAUUUCUUAAACAAGGUGAGAAUUAACUGCACAAAAAUGAUAAAACAUGUUUGAUGGAACACACCGUAUUUUACAUUGACUUUUACAUAUAUGCUUUUAUUAGAUACUUACCUUGUGCUUUUGAAAAGGGCCACUGGUCUGUUUGAAAAUAUAUAAUGUUAGCAAAUCAAAAGUGAAGUUUUUCUGUAUUACUAUUAUUUCAUUUUAAGUAUUCAUAUACAAUUAAGGCAUGUUAUAGGUUGUUAAUGUAACAUUCUUACCCAACAAUGUGUGUUGGUAUUAUUUUUUUUAUGUAUAUUCUUUACACAUUCAUGUACAAUGUAAUAAAGUGCAAUACAACUAUGA
Molecule: messenger RNA, 2875 nt
Organism: Mya arenaria
Lineage: Eukaryota; Metazoa; Mollusca; Bivalvia; Myida; Myidae
Product: rabenosyn-5-like
Exons: 9
Coding region: 66-1577 (503 amino acids)
Molecular function (GO): metal ion binding
Source: RefSeq, a predicted model, not a curated record